CAGCGCGCACUUGAAAAUGAUCAGCUGACUGCCACAGAGAUAGCUUGUAUGACUGGCUUCUCGCUAACAUUUUUGUAUGAUUUUGUUGUCUAUUAUUAUUGUCGGUUACUGCUGAAUCAGUUCGAGCUCUGAUCAGGCCCUGUUCUUUUAAUCGAGAAAGAUGUAUCAUAUUGGCAUCAGAGUUUCCUCACAGGUAGUUCCGCUCUUAUGGUUUGUGUUCGUGAUUAUAUCAACACAGACGACCGACGCUAAGAAUUCAGAAGACAUUAGAUGCAAGUGCAUCUGCCCCCCUUACAGAGAGGUACAGGGGAAGAUUUACAACCAAAAUGUAUCCUUAAAAGACUGCAACUGUCUUCAUGUUGUGGAACCGAUGCCAGUAGAAGGAAAGGAUGUGGAGGCUUACUGUCUGCGAUGUGAAUGCAAGUAUGAAGAGAGAAGUUCUGGAACUAUCAAAGGGACGAUCAUUGUCUACCUGUCCAUCUUGGGCCUGCUGUUGUUAUACAUGGUUUACCUGACCCUCCUGGAGCCCAUUUUGAAGAGGAGACUCUUUGGCCACUCUCAGCUGAUACAGAAUGAAGAUGAGGUUGGGGACCAGCAGCCGUUCGCUAACGCGCAUGACGUGCUGUCGCGCUCGCGCCUGCGUCCCAACAUGCUGAAUAAGGUGGAGCACGCUCAGCAGCGCUGGAGGAGGCAGGUGCAGGAGCAGCGCAAGUCCGUCUUCGACCGCCACGUCGUCCUCAGCUAAUCCCGCUCCGUCUCCUCGGUCCCCCUCCUCCGCCCCCCCCCCCCACACACACACACACACACACUCUCACACACCCCUGUUACACCUGUGGCAGCGAGAUCACUGUGACUGGAACUUGCCCGUUCAUGCAUUCCCCUGAACAGCAUUAUCUCCUGGUUCAUCAUUCCACAGUGUUCCACACAACUGCUCUUGGGGCACUGUCUCUUUUUGUGUUAACAAUCUCUUUGAUGUGUGUGUGUGAGUGUGUGUGUGAGUGUGUGUGUGAGUGUGUGUGUGAGUGUGUGUGUGUGUGAGUGUGUGUGAGUGUGUGUGAGUGUGUGUGAGAGUGUGUGUGUGAGAGUGUGUGUGUGAGAGUGUGUGUGUGAGAGUGUGUGUGUGAGAGUGUGUGUGUGUGAGAGUGUGUGUGUGAGAGUGUGUGUGUGAGAGUGUGUGUGUGAGAGUGUGUGUGUGAGAGUGUGUGUGUGAGAGUGUGUGUGUGUGAGAGUGUGUGUGUGAGUGUGUGUGUGAGAGUGUGUGUGAGAGUGUGUGAGAGAGUGUGUGAGAGAGUGUGUGAGAGAGUGUGUGAGAGAGUGUGUGUGAGUGAGUAUGUUUGUGUGGGUGUGAGUGUGUAUGUGAGUGAGUGUGUUUGUGUUUGUGUGUUGAAGUUCAUUUAUAUGAACUUCAUCCAUCAGGCCUUUAGUUGAGCUCACCAUAGAAAAUGACUAUGAACAGUUCAAGACGCAGUGAUGUAAUGUAACCUAUUGUAAUGCAUGACACACCAUGAUACUCCUCUUUCUGUAUUGAGAAAUGUUUGACCUGAAUGCAUUUUAGCCACACCAAAAAGCAACAUGGAAAAAGUGCCAACGAUAUGAUCAAUCUGAGUUAAUUUCAAAAUAUUUAUGGAAAACGUAUGGCAUUGAUAAUAGCUUUUGGUUACAUACCUGGAAUUUGACAUUUAACUGGAAUAAGACCCCCCCCCAAAAAAACCUGGAAUCUUGAGAAGGUGAUAUGAAAAUGUAUAGUGUUGAAUAUGACUUAAUCCCUUAGUGUACAGAUUAAUAUUCAUGUUUUACAACUUGGAACUUGCCGUCAAUGAAACUCCUAAUUCACCUCUGUUCUAAUUCAUUUCUCUUCUAGUUCAUCUCUCUCACUGUCCUCUUUGGAUCCUUGUGACGAUGUUCCAUUUAUACUACUGCAUAAAUCCAUAGUUGAUUGUUUACUUGACAUGUAGCCAUGAGUCGUCUCCAAUCAAAGAUGUCUUAUUUAACGUUUAUUAACUGACUGGAAUCAGAUUCUUCUUUACAUCACUGCCUCGACAGAAUUACAUUUUGAUCCUGGUGUGUUGUGUUGCAAAUCUCUGCCUCAUGCUCAUUUAAAUCAAGCACAUGUGUAACACAUCUGUGAUGAUGACCUACAUUCUCUUGCAUAAUAAUAAAUAGUCUUUGAAUUUAAAUGAAUGAUGUACGACUAAUCAGGUAGGACCUUUGUUGAUGUGGCACUGCUGGAACAGAAGGAGUGAUGAAAAAAUGAAGUGUAUAGAAAUUGUCAAAUGAGAGUUGAAGUUUUGUGUUAUGGUUUGAUGUAAAGCUUUCUAAAAUAUAUAUAAAACCCUUGAAUUUCCUGUA
This is a messenger RNA of Sardina pilchardus (European sardine), 2349 nucleotides long. It is a transcript of the gene tmem9b, whose product is annotated as TMEM9 domain family, member B. The coding region runs from base 161 to 745 and encodes 194 amino acids. Gene Ontology annotation, cellular component: lysosomal membrane. Gene Ontology annotation, biological process: positive regulation of canonical NF-kappaB signal transduction. The record is from RefSeq and is a predicted model, not a curated record. The transcript is spliced from 5 exons. NCBI's taxonomy places the organism in Eukaryota, Metazoa, Chordata, Actinopteri, Clupeiformes, Clupeidae.